GCGGUAGUUUUGAAGAUGACAUUAAUCCCGGUAGGUCUAUGGUAGGUGGUGUGGACGGUGAUACCGCCACGCUAUCCUGCAGCUACAUUGGCUCUGUAGACAAUCUACAGUGGUAUCAUCAGUAUCCUAGGUCUAAACCAGAGUUCCUGAUUCUCCUCACCAAAUCAGGAUAUGUCCAGAAAACUGUCCCUUCUCGCAUCUCAGCUCAGGUUCAUACCGACAGUGUGGUCUGGAGAUCUCCUCUGCUGAAGUGACAGACUGCUCGUCCUUGCUCAACUUUUUCAUUCAACUUUUUCACCACGGACGCUUUAUCUGGACAUGGUUCUACAGGACCUCCACCAGCCAAAAAAGCUAAGUAGUAACAUUAACUUUAUGCCCUCUAGUUGCAGUCGCUGUACUCAUAAAAUGCAGGAGAACAGUUGUCUUAUGGUGAGGAUAGCCGAGUUACAAUCCCAGCUUCAGACACAAUCAUUAGGCAAAGGAUGAAACAGUGUCUGUGCCACCAGUUAGUGCAGAUAGUAGUAUUAUCCCCCCCGCACAGUCCCAGCAGCCUGACAAUUUUCUCAAACUUUCAACUGGUUUUCCUCAUUAAGCAAUGAGUCGGAGUCAAAGGCCGUGCCUUCUCAGGUCUCUCCUACACCUGUUACGGGGUCUGAGCCGCCGAAGCCUCCCACUAUUAGCUCCGAAAAAUUGAAAUCCUUAGCGACUCCAUUACCCGCAACAUUACAUUUUAAAAGAAUAAUCCAGCGAUCAUACAGCAUUUACCAGGAGGCAGGGCGACCGACGUAAAGGCUAAUCUGAAGAUGUUGCUGGCUGAGGCUAAAACUGGCAAGUGUUGAGAGUAUAGGGAUAUUGUUAUGAACGUCGGCACCAACGAUGUUAGGAUGAAACAGUUAGAGGUCACCAAGCGCAACAAAGCUUCAGCGUGUAAAUUAGCCAGAAAGAUGUGUCAGCAUCAAGUAAUUGUCCCAGUUUGGGGGAGUGAUGAGCUCCACAGCAGAGUUUCACAACUCAAUCGCUGGUUGAAAACUGUUUUCUUCCCCUCCCUAAAGAUGGAAUUUGUAGAUAAUUUACCCUCUUUCUGGGACUCUAGGACCAAGCCUGGCCUGCUGAGGAGUGACAGACUCCACCCUAGCUGGAGGGGUGCUCUCAUCUUAUUUAACAACAUUGAGAGGGCUCUAACUCCACUAGCUCCUAAAUGAGAUAGCGUGCCGGCCAGGCAGCAGGCUGUUAACCAGCCUGCCAGCUUUGUUGAGUCAGUCACUAGCACAGUCAGUGUAGUCAGCUUAGUGUUCCCCAUUCAGACCAUGGCUAUGCCUCGAUCUAGAUCGGGAAAAUCUAAACAUAGCGGUGUUCACCUUAGCAAUCUCACUAGAAUAAAGACCUCCUACAUCCUUGUCAUUUCUGAAAGAGACUGUAAUAAUACCUAGGACUACUUAAUGUUAUAUCCCUCACUUCCAAGACAGUCAUAGUCAAUGAACUAAUCACUGAUCCUAAACAUGAUGUGAUUGGCAUGACUGAAACAUGGCUUAAGCAUGAUUAAUUUACUGAGUUAAGUGAGGCCUCUCCUCCUGGUUACACUAGUGAUCAUAUCCCCCGCGCAUCCUGAAAAGGCAGAGGUGUUAAAAAAAAUUUGACAGCAAAUUUCAAUUUACAAAAAUAAAAUACCAGCUUUUUUGUCUUUUGAGGUGCUAGUUAUGAAAUAUACCCAAGUACUUUUAUAGCUUUUGUUUACAGGCCUCCUGGGCAGUAUACAGCGUUCCUCACUGAGUUUCCUGAAUUCCUAUCGAACCUUGUAGUCAUGGCAGAUAAUAUUCAAACUUUUGGUGACUUCAAUAUUCAUAUGGAGAAGUCCACAGACCCACUUCAAAAGGCUCAUCAAAGACUCAGUGGACUCAGUGGAGUUUAUCCAACAUGACUCGGGACCUAUGCAUUGCCACAAUCAUACCGUGGAUCUGGUUUUGUCCUGUGGAAUAGAUAUUGUGGAUCUAAAUGUUUUUCCUCAUAAUUCUGGACUAUCGGACCACCAUCUUAUUAUGUUUGCAAUCGCAACAAAUAAUUUGCUUGGACCCCAACCAAGGAUUAUCAAAAGUCGCGCUUUAAAUUCUCAGACAACCCAAAGAUUAAUUGAUGCCCUUACAGACUCCCUCCACCUACCCAAGGGUGUCGGAGUACAAAAAUCAGUUCAACACUUAACCAGGGAUCUAAACUUAACCUUGCGUAAUACCCUAGAUGCAGUCGCACCACUACAAACUAAAACAAAUUGUCACAAGAAACUAGCUCCCUGGUAUACAGAAAAGACCUGAGCCCUGAAGCAAGCUUCCAGAAAAUUGGAACGGAAAUGGCACUACACCAAAUUGGAAGUCUUACAACUAGCUUGGAAAGACAGUAUCGUGCAAUAUCGAAAGGCUCUCACUGCUGCCCGAUCAGCCAAUCUUUCCAAUCUGAUUGAGAUGGCAGCAUUCGCGAAAAACUGAAAACACGAACCACCGCAUUUAACCAUGACAUGGUGAUGGGGAAUUUGGCAGAAUACAAACAGAGUGGUCGUUCCCUCCGCAAGUCAAUCAAACGGGCAAAACGUCAAUAUCGAGACAAAGUGGAGUAGAAAUUCAACAGCUCAGACACGAGACAUAUGUGGCGGACUACAAUAGGAAAUCACGGACUACAAUAGGAAAACCAGCCACAUCGUGGACAGCGACGUCUUGCUGCCAGACAAGCUAAACAAGUUCUUUGCCCGCUUUGAGGAUAACACAGUGCCAACGACGCGGCCAGCUACCAAGGACUGUGGGCUCUCCUUCUCCGUGGCCGAUGUGAGUAAGACAUUUAAACGUGUUAACCCUCACAAGGCUGCCGGCCCAGAUGGCAUUCCUAGCCGCAUCCUCAGAGCAUGCGCAGACCAGCUGGCUGUUGUGUUUACGGACAUAUUACAUCUCUCCCUAUCGCAGUCUGCUGUCCCCACAUGCUUCAAGUUGGCCACCAUUGUUCCUGUACCCAAGAAUGCAAAGGUAACUGAACUGAAUGACUAUCGCCCUGUAGCACUCACUUCUGUCAUCAUGAAGUGCUUUGAGAGACUAGUCAAGGAUCAUAUCACCUCCACCUUACCUGUCACCCUAGACCCACUUCAAUUUGCUUACCGCCCCAAUAGGUCCACAGACGAUGCAAUCGCCAUCACACUGCACACUGCCCUAUCCCAUCUGGACAAGAGGAAUACCUAUGUAAGAAUGCAGUUCAUUGACUAUAGCUCAGCAUUCAACAACAUAGUACCCUCCAAGCUCAUCAUUAAGCUUGAGGCCCUGUGUCUCAACCCCUCCCUGUGCAAUUGGGUCCUGGACUUCCUGACGGGCCACCCCCAGGUGGUGAAGGUAGGAAACAACAUCUCCACUUUGCUGAUCCUCAACACUGGGGCCUCGCAAGGGUGUGUGCUCAGCCCCCUCCUGUACUCCCUGUUCACUCAUCAAGUUUGCAGACGACACAACAGUAGUAGGCUUGAUUACCAACAAUGAUGAGACAGCCUACAGGGAGGAGGUGAGGGCUCUCAGAGUGUGGUGUCAGAAAAAUGACCUUUCACUCAACGUCAUUAAAACAAAGGAGAUGAUCGUGGACUUCAGGAAACAGCAGAAGGAGUACCCCCCCCUAUCCACAUCGACCGGAAAGCAGUGAAGAAGGUGGAAAGUUCCUCUGUGUACAUUUCACUGACAAACUGAAAUGGUCCACCCACACAGACAGUGCGGUGAAGAAGGCGCAACAGCGUCAGGAGGCUGAAGAAAUUUGGCCUGUCACCUAAAACCCUCACAAACAGAUGCACAAUUGAGAGCAUCCUGUCGGGCUGUAUCACCGCCUUGUACGGCAACUGCAACGCCCGCAACCGCAGGGCUCUCCAGAGGGUGGUGUGGUCUGCACAACGCAUCACCGGGGGCAAACUACCUGCCCUCCAGGACCAGAUGUAACAGGAAGGCCAAAAAUAAAAAGGACAACUACCACCCGAGCCACUGUCUGUUCACCCCGUUAUCAUCCAGAAGGCGAGGUCAGUAUAAGUGCAUCAAAGCUUGGACCGAGAGACUGAAAAACAGUUUCUAUCUCAAAGCCAUCAGACUGUUAAACAGCCAUCACUAGCACAGAGAGGCUGCUGCCUACAUACAGACUUGAAAAUCACUGGCCACAUGAAUAAAUGGAACACUAGUCACUUUAAUAAUGCCACUUUAAUCAUGUUUACAUAUCUUGCAUUACCCAUCUCUAUGCUUCUUUAUAUUUACCCACAAACAGCCAUUUCUGUAUCUCCUGUCUGAUCUUCAGGUGAGGUAACUUCUUAUCCUACAUGUGCUGCACACUACACCUUCUGAAGGACGGGUUGAUCAGGCCCAAGUGAGCCAGGUGGCUCGUCCACUUUUUCUCACUCUUCAGCCACAACCACUGAGAUGUUCUCUCUGCCUCCUGAUCAGUUAUAUGACCGAUCGUAUUUGUCUGUACUCCUCCUGUAGACUGCCCUCCACAGUUAUGAAGUCCAG
Coregonus sp. 'balchen' is the source of this 4505-nucleotide messenger RNA. Lineage: Eukaryota; Metazoa; Chordata; Actinopteri; Salmoniformes; Salmonidae. The record is from the annotation of a GenBank genome assembly.